UUGCGCCUCUUCCAUUCGCGCGUUCACGAGACCGGCACACUCGCUAAAUGAUGGCCGAAGGAGGCGGACCCGAGCCGGGUGGCGCGGCAGACUCCGACUCAGAGCCGGUAGCCGCACAAAUGCCAACCCCUUCAACCGAAAAUCAAAAACAGACUAUUGGGUCACUAUUAAAGACUACUUUAAGAAAGGGUGACGAAUGGUAUCUAAUAGACAGCCGGUGGUUCAAACAAUGGAAGAAGUACGUUGGAUUUGACAGCUGGGACAUGUACAAUGUUGGAGAACGUAGCCUGUAUCCAGGACCAAUUGAUAACUCUGGCCUUUUCUCUGACCAGGAGACUCAGACCCUGAAGGAGCACCUUAUCGAUGAGCUGGACUAUGUCCUUGUUCCCACUGACGCCUGGAAAAAGCUGGUCAGCUGGUACGGGUGUCUUGAGGGUCAGAAACCCAUCGUCCGGAAGGUUGUGGAACAUGGCAUGUUUGUCAAGCACUGUAAGGUGGAGGUCUAUUUGCUGGAGCUGAACUUGUGUGAGAAUGACAACAUGGACAAUGUUGUCACGCGUCAUUUCAGUAAAGCUGAUACUAUAGACACUAUAGAGAAGGAGAUGAGAACACUGUUCAAUAUCCCAUCGGAGAAGGAGACACGGCUGUGGAACAAAUACAUGAGCAACACCUAUGAGCAGCUGAACAAGCCCGACAGCACUGUACAGGAUGCAGGUCUCUUCCAGGGGCAGGUGCUUGUGAUUGAGCGGAAGAACGAGGAUGGCACGUGGCCCAGACAAGCCUCCCAUCCCAAAUCCAGUACCACCCCGUCCAGGAAUUUCACUACCUCCCCAAAACUCUCCUCCAACUCAACAGCCAGUAUCUCCUCAACAGUAACCAAUGGAGACAGCAGCUGUAGCCCCGGCUACACACUUAACAACAGCACAUCCUCUGGUAACAGAUUGGGGGGCUACAAUUCAUACAGCUCUUCCUACAACUACAGAGAGUCCCAGUCACAGCCUGGCCUGUGUGGUCUCAGUAAUUUGGGCAACACAUGCUUCAUGAACUCUGCCCUUCAGUGCCUCAGCAAUGCAUCUCCACUCACAGAAUACUUCCUCAAUGACCAGUAUGAGGCUGAGAUUAACCGAGAGAAUCCCCUGGGAAUGAGGGGGGAGAUCGCAGAGGCCUACGCGGACCUAGUGAAACAGAUGUGGCUGAGCCGAAGCAGCUACGUGGCCCCGCGUACCUUCAAAACACAGGUCGGACGUUUUGCCCCCCAAUUUUCAGGGUACCAGCAGCAGGACUCCCAAGAGCUGUUGGCCUUCCUGCUCGACGGGCUCCAUGAAGAUCUCAACCGUGUCAAGAAGAAGCCUUAUCUGGCCCUGAGGGAUGCAGAGGGUCGUGCAGACGAGAUUGUUGCAAAAGAAGCCUGGACGAACCACCGCUUGCGCAAUGACUCAAUUAUAGUUGAUAUAUUCCACGGCCUCUUCAAAUCCACUUUGGUGUGCCCCGAGUGCUCCAUGGUGUCUGUGACCUUUGACCCAUUCUGCUACCUCACACUGCCUCUGCCCAUGAAGAAGGACCGGACUAUGGAAGUGUUCCUGGUGCGAUCAGACCCUCAGUCUAGACCCACACAGUAUCGAGUUGUGGUGCCCAAACUGGGAACAGUGACAGACCUGUGCACUGCCUUGUCCAAACUCUGUGGAUUUCCUCAAGAAAAUAUGGUGGUUGCUGACGUAUACAAUCAUAGAUUCCACAAAGUCUAUAGGCGCGAUGAUGGUCUAAACCAAAUCAUGGAAAAAGAUGACAUCUUUGUGUACGAAGUGCAGGAAGAGAACAGUGAGAGGAUGAACCUGCCUGUUUAUUUCAGGGAGCGGCACUCCAAGCAUGCAGGAAGUUCCUCGAGCACAAUGUUGUUUGGCCAGCCUUUACUUGUCACUGUGCCCAGACUUAACCUCACAGCAGACAUUCUUUAUGACAAGAUCCUCGAGAGAAUUGGGCGCUAUGUUAAACGAUCCCAGAAACCAAACAGUGAAAGCAGGGCGGCGGCCUCCGCAUCAAUAUCGGCCUCAGCAUCUGUAUCGGCCUCAGCAUCUGUAUCGGCCUCAGCAUCUGUAUCGGCCCCUGCAUUAACCUCAGUGACCCCCUCUGCGUCGGCCUCAGCCUCGGCGACCAUUGCCAGCAGCAGCCAGGUUCCUGAAUGCUCGACUUCGUCUGGUCUCAAUUCCAGCCUGAAGGGCUGUGGCAGCCCUCAGUCAGACGCGGCCUCCUGCAGUGCCAGCUCAAGUAACGGCAGCAACCACUCUGGGACCUGUCACGAAACGAACGGGUUAUAUGACGCUGAGGAGGAGGCCAUGGACCACCAGGUGAGUCCAGAGCCUGAGAAUGGCCAAUCCGAAGAGGAUGAAGAAGAGGCCACUGUCUUGGAAACUGGGUCUAAAGGAGACUUGGCCAAGCAGCGCUCCUCUCCAGCCAAACUCUUCAGUUUCAGCAUAGUCAACUCGUACGGAACUGCAAACAUCAGCCCGCUGCCCUGUGAUGGAAAUGUCCUCAAACUUAACCCACAUUCCACGGUGGCAAUCGACUGGGAUGCGGCAUCGAAGAAACUGUGCUACGAUGAACAGGAAGCAGAGGCCUAUGAGAAGCACGAGAGCAUGCUACAGGCACAGAAGAAGAAAGCCACUGUGGCUCUGAGGGAAUGCAUCGAGCUCUUCACAACAAUGGAGACACUUGGAGAACACGACCCAUGGUAUUGUCCAACAUGUAAGAAACAUCAGCAGGCCACAAAGAAGUUUGACUUGUGGUCGCUGCCGCGCAUCCUGGUAGUUCAUCUAAAGCGGUUCUCCUACAAUCGGUGCUGGAGAGACAAGCUGGACACAGUGGUGGACUUCCCCAUCAGGGAUCUGAACAUGUCUGAGUUUGUGUGCGACCCCAAGGCCGGCCCCUACGUGUACGACCUCGUUGCCGUGUCAAAUCACUACGGUGGAAUGGGAGGGGGGCACUACACGGCUUACGGGAAGAAUAAAGUGGAUGGAAAGUGGUAUUACUUUGAUGACAGCAGCGUCUCCUCUGCCACAGAGGACCAGAUUGUGACUAAAGCAGCAUAUGUGCUGUUCUAUCAGCGCAGGGACGAGGAAGCUCCCUCCAAACCUCAGCCUUCGGCCUCGGUGGGAGGAGCCCCGGAAGCAGCCGAUGACCACAUGGACACAAACUGAGUAGCCCUCACGCCAAGGGACUGGCACUGAAGCGUAUAUGGCAAAUAGAGACACUCGGCCGGACACACCAUGCUACUUUAGUGACAAAAGACUCCACAGACUUAACAUUAUUAACCUUGCCCAUAUUUUAUUUGAUUUCUGUCUCGAUUGUUGUCAACUAGAGCCAACGGCCUUUUCAUAAGAGGGACUUGUUCCCCGCAGCAGAUGGCCUACUGGUUUCUGACCAUAGUUUACUAGUCUGAAGCUAAAGAGGAGUACAGAUAGAGAUCCUCUCACUCGAUAAACAGAAUGUUAGAAGUGCCCUCAAAUGCGUAGAUAAACCAAUGUUUCUGUUGCCCACAACAACAGUCAGAACUAUUAAAGAAAAAAAGCCAAAUGCACCUGUUGUUUGAACCAAAGCGUUCCAAGGUUUUUAAUGAUGAAAUAUACCAACUGUUGAGACAUGAGCAGGAUACUGGCAUUGUGCCUAGAUUUAUUUCCGAUAAUCUUGCUGUGCUGAGGUAAAUGCAGACUAUUGACAGUGUGAUGUGCACACAGAACAAUUCAUGCCAUGCUUGUUGAAAUAAUCCUGUGACCUUAUUCCACCUGCGUAGAGUGGGUCACUGAGGGGUGGCGGGGGGGAGGCGUCUUGGUGCUGCAUGCUACAUGCUGUUGCAAUCUAAACCACUGAGGGCGAUGUUAUUUUUUUUUGCACAGUUUAACAUCUGUGUCUUUACACAUAUUUUUGACAGAAGCAGUUUCCCUUGCUCUUGUUCAGCCAACUUCUUUUCUCCUACGAUGCACAGAAUGGGCUCCGCUGCCUCUUAGACCCUAAACCUAUUCGAGGAGUCUUACCCUGCUAACCAUUUUUAUUGUCCUAUUCUUUUUUGUAACGACAAUGCAAAGGCGGCCUUUUGAUUCCUGCAACCUGACAAAGAAGGGGGCACUUUGAAUUCUCAAUGAGUACAUUAUCCACCUGCUUCUGCUGCAUCAAGAUAUCACAGGAUUGUAUGAUUUGGUCCUUGGCAUUAAGGGUUACGGUCUGUCCCACACCUCCACGUCGUUUGAAUGUGUUUUGACCCCCAGCUACCCUUCAAAGGCUUGUCCUUAUUAGUAUUGUACAUUAUUGCAGCUGGGUAUUGAAAUGGCUGUUAUUUGAUAUCUUAAAAGCACACUGAGUGAAGAAAAAUAAACUAGAAUAAAAGUGGUGCUCUUAUUGAUGAAAUUGAACCCCCCCCCCGGGUAUCUGGAUCGAUCUACAUGUGUCAUCAUUUGGGGUCAGAGCAGCAUUCCCCCAGUGAAGUGAGGCAAAGUUGUCUAUGCUGGUGGAAUAAGCAAAGAAUUCCUUUUGUGUCUUUUUAGACACGAGUCGUUUAGACAAGUAUCCCAGGAAGUAGUUGUGACAGGUUCAGUGUGACUGGGUAUGAAAUAAAUUCACCUAGACUCUGUCUCAAGGGUCUUUUAUGUGGAACCAGGUGGCAGUUUCUACUAAAUGGAUCUAUUCCCAGGAGUCUUGUUCAAUCAUAUUUAUAAUUCUAGAUACUUAUUUGAAAAAAAAAAUGCAGCGGAUCUUGUUUUCUUUCUUAAUCACAAUGGAAAUCC
Pungitius pungitius (ninespine stickleback) is the source of this 4775-nucleotide messenger RNA. It is a transcript of the gene usp4, whose product is annotated as ubiquitin specific peptidase 4 (proto-oncogene). Gene Ontology annotation, molecular function: cysteine-type deubiquitinase activity. Gene Ontology annotation, cellular component: nucleus. The transcript is spliced from 22 exons. The record is from RefSeq and is a predicted model, not a curated record. Bases 48 to 3194 code for a protein of 1048 amino acids. Lineage: Eukaryota; Metazoa; Chordata; Actinopteri; Perciformes; Gasterosteidae. Gene Ontology annotation, biological process: protein deubiquitination.